Chlorocebus sabaeus (green monkey) is the source of this 949-nucleotide messenger RNA. The record is from RefSeq and is a predicted model, not a curated record. Lineage: Eukaryota; Metazoa; Chordata; Mammalia; Primates; Cercopithecidae.
UGUUCCUGAGACUGUGGGGAUUGAGAGAGGAAGUGAUGUCACUGUGGGAACUGCUCUGUGGGGACAGGGACGUCCCUCUUCCUCUGCUCCUGCUCACAAUGACCCUGAUCUGUCAAAGCUCCCAUCCUGCCCUGACUCUGCCAUGGGCACCAGGCUCCUCUGCUGGGCUGCCCUGUGCCUCCUAGGGGCAGAUCACACAGGUGCUGGAGUCUCCCAGUCCCCCAGUAACAAGGUCACAGAGAAGGGAAAGGAUGUAGCGCUCAGGUGUGAUCCAAUUUCAGGUCAUGCUGUCCUUUACUGGUACCGACAGAACCUGGGGCAGGGCCUAGAGUUUCUAAUUUACUUCCAAGGCACGGGUGCAGUAGAUGACUCAGGGCUGCGCAGUGGUCGGUUCUCUGCAACAAGGCCUGAGGGAUCCGUCUCCACUCUGAAGAUCCAAUGCACAGAGCAGGGGGACUCAACCACGUACUUCUGUGCCAGCAGCUUAACCACAGCGUGGCACAAUCGCCUCCUUCCUGCUCACAAACCUCCUCCUCUCUCUCCUUGCUUCCUUAUGAUACUAUUUUGCAUCCUCAUCUCACAACGCUCCUCUGCCUCUUCCAGAAUCAUUGCUUGCAUGUCUGCUGUUCAGAUCAGCAGAUGUAGUGGUGGCAGCAGGACCAAAGUUGAUGUCACAGAAGGGUACAGUGUCUCUGGAAACAAGCCUGAGCAUUUCCCCCUAAGCCUGGCAUCCACCAGCACCAGCCAGACUUCUCUGCACCUGUGCGGCAGUGCAUCCACAGCCCUGUACAGCCAGCUGCUCUCUGCACCAAAAGGGCAGCCACAGGUUGGAGGUGGGUACUCCUUACGGAAGGCCCUGUCUCAACCAGAAGAAAAAGCUGCCCUUUAUGAAGCUCUUCCCAGACUUCCCAGCAAUGGGAUCUCAUUCUAUGUGUGCCCUGAAGCAUGA